Molecule: messenger RNA, 802 nt
Organism: Aspergillus costaricaensis CBS 115574
Lineage: Eukaryota; Fungi; Ascomycota; Eurotiomycetes; Eurotiales; Aspergillaceae
Exons: 3
Coding region: 187-528 (113 amino acids)
Source: RefSeq, a predicted model, not a curated record
CUCUUGCUGUCUGUCACAAUUAAUCCUACCUGCCAUCCCAUCCCCACGCUACUUCUUCCCGUCCUUUCCAUCCAUCCAUCAAUCUACUACUUCUAAGUCUAGACGCCAUCCUACGCAUCCAUCACGAAUCCAUCUACUCCAACCUCACUAACUGAUCGACAAUCAAUCAAAUUAAAUCUAUCAACAAUGAUCCUCAGACGAGCUUCCACUCUCAGUCGUCCUGUCGUCCUUCGUCCGGCCUAUUCCGCCCGCGUGUGCUACUACCAUCCGCCCGACGUACAUAGCACCAAGGGAGAGGAGUUCUUCAUCCCCCCUUCCUACCCAGACAACUUGGAGGAUACUCCCAGUCUCGUCAAAAAGCCAGAAAAGGACAUAGGCCACUGGGAAGAGAUCCAUGCUACCUCUAGUGAGACCUCGGUCAAAGCCGACCGUGGCGAUAUCAAUAUCCAGCAGCAGCAGCGGACGACUACUCGGGAUCUAGAUAAGGAUCUAGGGGAGGAAGAGCCGCCGAAGUUGGAUGAGAUGUGAUAUCAGGGAGUUGAUCAUAAUGUCUGAUAGGGUUAUGGAUGGGUAUUGGUAUGGGUAUAUGAGUUAUGACUGCGUACUGAGAAUGUGUUUUUGAGCUGUUCUGUUCUUCAUUUCGGUAAGGUGAAACAGACUGUCUGUUAUUUAAAAUUGGUGAGUGGGUUUUUUUCUUACUGUCUUUUUCUAUUUAUGGGUGUAUUACUGUGUCGAUCGCUCGUGCCGAUCUUUAUGUCCUUCGUUUGCUUUCUAUUUCUAUCUAUCUAUCUAUCUAUUCGGC